Molecule: messenger RNA, 4619 nt
Organism: Oncorhynchus keta (chum salmon)
Lineage: Eukaryota; Metazoa; Chordata; Actinopteri; Salmoniformes; Salmonidae
Product: N-acetyllactosaminide beta-1,3-N-acetylglucosaminyltransferase 2-like
Exons: 5
Coding region: 528-1754 (408 amino acids)
Cellular component (GO): membrane
Molecular function (GO): hexosyltransferase activity
Source: RefSeq, a predicted model, not a curated record
CGUCAAUCAUCAAAGUUGUGUCACCGGUGCGAGGAGGAAGGAUAAGGAACUCCCGAUGACAGAAUCUCAACUCUAAACUGGAAUAAACCUCGUUUGGCCUCAAGUUAUUAGUGAACAUUUCGCUUAACAAAAAGUGAAGUAAUCAACGGCGGGCUUGUAGCCUAUUAAUCAUUGGACGAUACGUCUACGGAGAGUUUGUACGCUACCUUUUACAGCACGGAUGUCAGAGGCGCCAUCUCCAUGCGCGACAGGGUUGCAGUUUUCUGAAGGAGAGUUUUGGUUUUUUUUGGGGGGGGCGACUUGGAGACAAUUAACUUCAUGAUGAGAGAACGGACCUGGGUUUAGGAUUCAAAGACAAGGUUGCUGCCACACCCCUCCCCCCUCUGUGUCCCAUUGGCUGCUGUUCCCCAGGGGGUGGGACUCAGUAUGGGUUAAGAGCUGUGAGGCCAGACUGAGAGGACAGUGAAGCCUGACACACACCACCCGCCGCACAGGUGGCUAGAGAUCAGAGGUCGUAGCUAGAGGUCAUGGCGGGCCUGAGGAGGAAGCUGAAGUUUCUGGUGACGUUGAUGACGGUCAAUCUCUUCAUCUUCAUCCUAGUGUUCCACGGAGGAGGACAGGACAAGGGACACAACAAGGUCCUUGUCCCCUCCAAGCGCUUCUGGUCCAAACUGGCUCCUAGUCAGGCCUACUGGAACCGCCAGCAACAGAGACGGGACCUCCAACACAACCCCAUCCUCGCCUCCUCCAAUAGUAACAACACUAGCGAUGUUGAUGUCAGACCUGUCCCUGAUUGGCUCAACGACACGGGGCUGAACCCUGACCCGUGCCAACCGGACUACAGAGUCACCACUCACGUGAAAGACUACAAUUCCCUACCUCCUCGUUUCAAAGACUUCCUGCUCUACAUGCGCUGUCGGUCGUACCCUCUCGUGGUGGACCAGCCUCAUGUCUGCCAAAAGACCCGGAGAGGGGAGCCGCCCUUCCUCCUACUGGCCGUCAAAUCCCUCGCUCCUCACUUUGACCGCCGCCAGGCCAUCCGCCAGUCGUGGGGUCGAGCCGGCGUCCUCGCCAACCGGACGGUUGUCACGGUGUUCCUGCUCGGCAACACCACGGCCGUGGACCACCACCCAGAUCUGUCGGAGAUGCUGCGCUAUGAGAACGCUCACCACCGCGACAUCCUGCAGUGGGACUACCGGGACUCGUUCUUCAACCUGACCGUCAAGGAGGUGCUCUUCCUGGACUGGAUGACCACACGCUGCCCUGGAGCUCAGUUCGUCUUUAAAGGGGACGAUGACGUCUUUGUCAAUACGUUGAGGAUCCUGGCCUUCCUCAAGGGCCUCUCGGGGCCCCGGGCAAGGGACCUGUUUGUAGGGGAUGUGAUCACCAACGCGGGGCCGAACAGGGAUAAAAAGGUGAAGUACUUCAUCCCAGAGAGUUUGUUCGUUGGCAAGUACCCGCCAUACGCAGGCGGAGGGGGGUAUCUGUACUCCGGGGACCUGGCCAGACGGCUGCACGGAGCCUCGCAGCACGUACCUCUCUACCCCAUCGACGACGUCUACACAGGGAUGUGUCUGAGGAAACUGGGGCUGGGCCCGGAGAAGCAUAAAGGCUUCAAGACAUUUGACAUUGAGGAGAAGUACAGGAGGAACCCGUGUGCCUAUAAGGGUCUGAUGCUGGUACACAGCCGGACACCGCAGGAGAUGAUCCAGAUCUGGGCCUGGCUCAAUGACCCCAACUUGACCUGUCAGUAACUUCCCAGCCCGUCUCCAUUUUGACUUCAGAAACCGGGGACAACAGGUGUCGGUGGCCAUUUUGACUUCAGAAACCGGGGACAACAGGUGUCGGUGGCCAUUUUGACUUCAGAAACCGGGGACAACAGGUGUCGGUGGCCAUUUUGACUUCAGAAACCGGGGACAACAGGUGUCGGUGGCCAUUGUUGAUUUGAGCUGUCAGUAACCGGGGACAACAGGUGUCAGCGGCCAUUUUUUAUUUGAGCUGUCAGUAACCGGGGACAACAGGUGUCGGCGGCCAUUUUUUAUUUGAGCUGUCAGUAACCAGGGAAGACAGGUGACUUAAACUGUCGGUAACUGCCUGGACCAGACACCACGACAGGCGGCCAUUUUGUUAUGCUGGUUGUUAUAGUAACUCUGUGAGAGGUCAGUGGCCACUGUUUUGUGACACUUGGUAGGGUUGUUAACAUUCUAAAGGUCAGACACAAUUUUGAGACUUUAUUUUUUUAUUUUUUAGGGAAGGAUUAUUACUCUUGGAGGAUCAGUCGAACAUUGGCAGCUUUAAUGUUAUUAUCAUGUUUGUUGAUGUUAGUUAACGGUCUUCAAAGUUGAAUCUUGGAUGAACAUUUCAGGUUUUGAAUCCCAAGAUAAAGAGGGUGUGAUUGUGAUGGCGGUACGAUGGCAGACCAACGUGUCUCUGAGCUUUCUAAAUGGUCGUCAUGGCGGUACGAUGGCAGACCAACGUGUCUCUGAGCUUUCUAAAUGGUCGUCAUGGCGUUACGAUGGCAGACCAACGUGUCUCUGAGCUUUCUAAAUGGUCGUCAUGGCGUUACGAUGGCAGACCAACGUGUCUCUGAGCUUUCUAAAUGGUCGUCAUGGCGUUACGAUGGCAGACCAACGUGUCUCUGAGCUUUCUAAAUGGUCGUCAUGGCGGUACGAUGGCAGACCAACGUGUCUCUGAGCUUUCUAAAUGGUCGUCAUGGCGUUACGAUGGCAGACCAACGUGUCUCUGAGCUUUCUAAAUGGUCGUCAUGGCGGUACGAUGGCAGACCAACGUGUCUCUGAGCUUUCUAAAUGGUCGUCAUGGCGGUACGAUGGCAGACCAACGUGUCUCUGAGCUUUCUAAAUGGUCGUCAUGGCGGUACGAUGGCAGACCAACGUGUCUCUGAGCUUUCUAAAUGGUCGUCAUGGCGUUAUGAUGGUCAAGUCUGAUGGAUCUUUCAUGAUUCCCCGCUGUGUGUCUGACGGCACAAAGAGUCUGUACCAUGUUGUAUUAUGAGGAGUUGGAGACAGAGGAGUCUGAUCCCAGAGCUGUUUUGGUGUGAAAAUGACCGUAAGAUUUGGCAAGACUGGCACAAGACUGAUCUGGAACCAGGCUAAUGUAUGAGUGCUCAGCUGGUCUGGGCCGUGCUAGAUAAAGAUGUUUGGUCGUUCCACGAAAUGAGUCCCUGUUGGAGAAUGUAACUUGGGAAAAGAAAUGAAAUAAAAGGAGCACAUGUUCAACUUUAAAAACAAACCCGUUUCCCAGUCUGAAGAGAUCUGACUGAUGGACCUUAAUGAAAACACUUUAACACUGUGUGUCUGACUGCACAAAGAGCUUUCAAAAUGCUGUAAAACAGUGACUGUAGUAAGUGCCAAAUAAUGGAACAGGGUUGACUGGAAUAGUGUCAACAUAUUUAAACGAGAGUUCAGUUCAUGUAACAGGGUUGACCUUAAAAUCAAGGACAGGUUUUUAUUUUAUUUUUUAUAAUUCACUAAUCACAUUAAAUGAAUUAAUCUCUAGAAAUGACUUUGUCAAAGUAACAAAUAAUUAGGUCUUUACAUUGUUGGUGAAAACCUUUUUGGGGUUGAAGUGUCCGUCAACAGUUGCUACAUCCAGUUUUGAUUCUUGAAGAAUGUAACUGAUAAAUACCUCAUGAGCUCAAGUGUCACCACAUCAGUCCUUGCAUCCAUAGCCCUGUCUGGUUCUUCAGCCCAGUCCCUCAGCUUUUUACCAAAACAGGGGCGGGGAGUUCAUUUAUUGUUUGUUUUACUGCUGAUUGCAGCUUUAAGUGGGUUAAAAUCUAGCCAAAAUACUGACUUUAUGUCACUGUAGCAAGUCUGUUCAUAUUAAAAGUCAGAUUCUGUGGUCUAUAUUAAAGGGCCUGUUAAAAUACAGUAUUGGUGCACAGUUGUAACUUAAAUAUGGAAGGGAUGCAGAAGAAACGUUUGUGGAACAACUCUGUUCAGCUUUGCUUCAGGGCCUCUUUGUGAGCCUGACAUCUUCAUUUAACAAAGAAACCGUCAAGCUGAAAUGGCUGCUUAUAGCAUAUUUUCACAAAGACCACUAUCAUUUUCAUAUCGAACCCCCGCCCCCCUCCCCUCCACAAACUAUAACAAAGAUAAAGCUUGAACUGUAACCAAGGCGAUUGGCUCGUGGGUCAUUCAUGUUCUGCAACAGUGUUUACUGCCCGUUUGCGAGCAGAUCAGAGAAAUACUGUUUUAUUUAUCCACAAUCAUUACUGUUCUUGUCAGAUGGUAAAAAAAAAAACAUGUCGAAGGUCAAAUCCAGAAUGUUCUAUUCCACCGCUGCCUUAAAGGUUUAUAGGAAGACGAGUGUUUAAGACGCUACAAGAUUUACUUCAGUUUAUGUCUGAGAAUUUCCAUUAUUGAAAUGUUGAUGUAACUAACAUUUGAUCUCCUCGCAGUGAUCUGCAUCUAGGACGAUCUAGCCGAAAGAGCUGUAUGUUUUUAUAAGGUGUUUAUUUAUCAACUAAUGUAUUCAUCAACUGUCUGCACAAUUUCUUUUUGGGUGACAAUUAUAGUACAUUUUUGUUUUUGUGUAUUUUACUGUUGAAAGAAAUGGAUGUUGUAUAAGUUACAUAUAUAUACACUGUGCCCAGGUCA